Molecule: messenger RNA, 6925 nt
Organism: Odontomachus brunneus
Lineage: Eukaryota; Metazoa; Arthropoda; Insecta; Hymenoptera; Formicidae
Gene: 14-3-3zeta
Product: 14-3-3 protein zeta
Exons: 5
Coding region: 392-1135 (247 amino acids)
Biological process (GO): signal transduction
Cellular component (GO): cytoplasm
Source: RefSeq, a predicted model, not a curated record
GUUGCCGGCUCAGUCGCUGUGCGGGAGUGGUCGCCGAGGGAUGUGUGGUAUCGUAGCCGAGAGUGUGACCGAGGAAUAAAGAGCCGGUGUUUUAGUUUUCGCUCGCGUUCCACGCUCUCUCGCUCGUCCGUCUCGCGCGCGCGUUAAUCCCUGCGGUCGGAACUUAAAGCAGAGAGAGAGAGAGAGAGAGACCAGGAGAAGGAGAAGAACGGAAUACCAGUCGUAGUAGAGCCCAAGUCGCUGUCGUCGUCGCGGCACACGCAGGUUCUUUCUCGCCCGUCCCCUCCCCGCGCUCUCGUCGUCCGUCACGCCGGCUCACGGCUCUGCGUACGGAUCGUGUGUAUUUACGUCACUAUUUAUUGUACAAAGGACUUUAAGCUAAGCCGACACAAUGUCCGUGGAUAAGGAGGAAUUGGUGCAACGUGCAAAGCUUGCCGAACAGGCAGAGAGGUACGACGACAUGGCGUCCGCGAUGAAGGCGGUCACCGAGACGGGGGUCGAACUGUCGAAUGAGGAAAGGAAUUUGCUCUCGGUCGCGUACAAGAAUGUCGUAGGAGCGAGACGUAGCUCGUGGCGCGUAAUUUCAUCCAUCGAGCAGAAGACCGAAGGCUCCGAGCGCAAACAACAGAUGGCGAAGGAAUACCGGGAAAAGGUCGAGAAGGAAUUGCGCGAGAUCUGCUACGACGUGUUGGGUCUCCUGGAUAAGUACCUGAUCCCCAAGGCUAGCAGUGCCGAGAGUAAAGUAUUCUACCUCAAGAUGAAGGGUGACUACUACAGGUAUCUCGCAGAAGUAGCCACCGGUGAAACCAGAAAUACCGUGGUAGAGGACAGCCAGAGGGCAUACCAGGACGCGUUUGAAAUCAGCAAGUCAAAGAUGCAGCCUACCCACCCGAUCAGGCUAGGUCUCGCCCUGAAUUUCUCUGUCUUCUAUUACGAGAUUCUCAACUCACCAGACAAGGCCUGUCAGCUGGCCAAACAGGCGUUCGACGAUGCGAUCGCAGAGCUGGACACACUUAACGAAGACAGCUACAAAGAUUCCACGCUGAUCAUGCAGCUCUUGCGCGACAACCUCACUCUGUGGACCAGUGACACACAGGGCGACGGGGACGAGCCACAGGAGACCGGCGACAACUAACCUUCCUAAGCUUAAGUCCUUUCUAAACCUAAUAAGAACAUCCUAUUCUCUAUCGUCCCCCCGUCCCCCUGAAGUGCUCACCCAUGUCCAUCCACCCGAUCCAUCCAUCCAUCCGCCUGUCCUCUCGUCCCUCACGUACCUCGAUUCCUUCUGCCUUCCUUCCUGUCGCAGUUACCCCUUCUCCUGGAAUCUUUUCACUUCAAAAACUGAUCCUUCUUCACUUCUUAUUCUCUCUCUCUCUACCUCUCUUUCUCUCUAUCUUUCUCUCUCUCUCUCUCUCUCUCUCUCUCUUUAUCCUGACACGAUCGCACACUGCUGCCGAUACAACCGCCACAAGCUGCUACGCCCGGUUCGAAAAACUCGAAUGUUGAGAACCCCGAACAACCCACCCACGCUCGACCGUGUCCGCCCUGCGGAUGAUGACCGGCGUUGCUUUCCGGGGAAGGAUGUUUCUUAAAGAUUGAACCUGGACACGCGUACAGAACAUUCGCGACAGAGAGAGAGAGAGAGAGAGAGAGAGAGAGAGAGAGAGAGAGAGAGAGAGAGAGAGAGAGAGCGGCUCUCCUGUAUUUCACCGUCGCGGGAAUUGGAUCAUACUAUUCUUCAUCUGCUCGGAGUAGACGGGAAGCGGCUAAAACGUGUUCGAUACAUUCGUAUUGUACGCGACAGGAGAAUAAUAAUAACAAUGCAACGGCGGAUUAUUGAGAUGAGACCGGCACAGUCGAGCGAACCGUGUGGAUCAUUCGGUCUCUCUGGCACUUCGAAGUUUCUCAGCAAAAAAUAUAAAGUCCGUAUUGACCCAUUUGUACGGAGGAACAGGAAGGAGCGAAUUGUGGAUGAACAGAGGAAAGGACAGGAGGAGACAUAUACAACAAAUCCUCCCCCGCAUACCCUGUCUCGUCGACACGACUCUUAGUCGCGCGACGCCGCCGAAGGCGUCCGCGCGAGAGCGCGGCACACACUUCGGGUGACGAACAUCGGUAACGCACAUCGCAAGAAAAAAAAAAAAAAAGAAAUAACGCAAACAAGCUAGAUUGUAUUAUUCGGCUUCGCGAGUAGAAAACAAAAAAAAAGAAAGUUAUUACACACUAUAUGAAAGGUGAAAAUCACGUUGGGACGAGACACGGAAUGCAGAGGAUGUUACAAAAGAGACCCACUGUCAUUACUCCCAGAAUCUGCUCGCUGCUUACCAUCUAAAGAAACAAAAAGAGUAAUAAGGCUAGAACGAAGGGGAAAAAUGAGAAGGAGGCUACAGACGAAAAGAGAGAUUAGCGCGAUGGUUUCGAGAAGAUGCGAAGAGAACGAGAAAACCGAAAGAAAAGAAAAGCACGCAUGAAUCUACUACAUUAUAUCCAGUUGUCAUUUAAAUUAAAUUUCACAUUGUCUAGUAAGUACGAAUAUUAUUAUACGAAGGGAAGAACGUAGGAGGAGAAAGGAGAGUAAAAAAAAAACAAAUACAUUAAGUUAUUAAGUUCCAAAACGACAUCAGUGGUGACUUGAUUUUUACACUCUCGCUGGUUCGUUUUCUCUGUUCUUUCUUUUGUCUUUUUUUUUUUACUUUUUCUUUUCUCUCCGACACGCCUCCACCGACACCACCACCACACAACCAUCACCAUAUUGCACACGCGUAUACAAUUCAGAUAUAAUAAACAUCUCCUCCCGAGCGGAUUCCUUCCUCCUUUUUCCUUCCGCCGCGACCGAAGAAAACUUUGCGGUUGUCUCGCUCUCGUUCCUAGAUGAAUUCGCAGAGUCGCGUGCGGCGACAGUCUGGAGGUUAAUCGAUCCUAAUCUUCCUCCCUACAUUAUAGUGCGACCUGUAAUUUAGACAGGGAAGAUCGGACCGAUCAGGGGCGACGAACGGGCGCUCGUUUCUCACUAGUGGACAACUGCUCCAUCAAGUAGUCUGCUAAUAAUUACUCUCAUUAUUUGUAAUCUCGUUGUAACGCAGAGCGAAGGAGCGCGCCUAUCUCGCCGCUCUGCUCGUCGCUAUCCGCCGCCAGUUCUUCGCGUAGUCGUGCAAUACCGAUCGCGGAAAAAGGAGGACGGGGAUGACACGCGACGUUCCGUUUCUUCAUCUGGUCGAGCGCAGAGAUCGCACACACAUACACAUAUGUAUAAUCACACGUGGUUACGCGAGAUUACAUAAGUCUCGAUUCUGACGUCCAAACUUCCUCUCGCGCACCCUCUUCGAUCGCGCUCCUCGUCUCUCUUUUUCCCUCUCUCUCUCUCUUUCUCUCUCUCUCCCUCUAAUAUAUUAUACGCGAUAUAUGUAUAUAUAUACACAUAUGCCAUACACACAUAUAGAUAUAUAUACAUAUAAUGUAUAUAUAUAAUGUGUAUAUAUAUGUAUAUAUAUGUAUCCAUCUACCACAUGUUCUUAGUGAACUAAGAUAUCGCGAUCGAGAAGAACGGAGAGAGAGAGCGUAAAUCGUAUGUACACAUUACCACACCUAUUUAGACGUAUAGUCGCAUACUUACUUUCGUCCGUGAUGAACGUGAUGUUCAUUGGUAAGAAUACGCAAUGGGUGAUAUUAAUUAACAAUAAUGUCGCUUCUCGAGAAAUAGCGUCGUACAAGCUCGAAUAUCGAGGGCUAAUAUUCGCCGGUCCUUCCAUAAGAUCCUAUGAAUCCGGUGAAGGUACACGCGCAUCGAACGAAGUCUCGGUAAAUCCUCGAAAGGAUUACAUCCGCACGCGCAAUCAACGAUCGGAUUGCGAGAUCGGACGAGACAGUCUACUCACUCGUAUCGCGUCUUCAUAUCGUAAUGGUCAACGCGAAACUUCGUUCGACAUGUACCACAUGCAUCGCAGCUCGUGCACGCAGCGCGACAUAUGCGAGCACUUUGGUCGUUGUCCUGACGUUUCCCCCAAAUAUCUUAUUCCAUUUGAGCGAGAGCCGCAGAAACUCUAAACGGGAGGUCAAAGACUUAUCCGAGCAGAAUUCUUCGUCACGCAUUCGUAGGACACCAUCCAAGAGGAAGAUUUCGUAGAUAUUUCAAAAACUCAUAUGAGCAAACGGGGAGCUGAGUGCCUCCUCGCUCUUCUCAUAUAUGUAUGUAUAAUCAAGCAAAUGUGUAUAAUACGCACGUGCUGAAAUUAAUACAUAUACGCUGCAGACUUACAUGUACGCACACAAUAUAUACAUACAUACAUACACACACACAUAUAUAUAUAUAUAUAUAUAUACAUGCAUGCAUACACAAAACACAUGCAUAAUAUAAUAUCGUUAACGGGAGACAGAAAAGUUUAAGCAGCAGGUUAGUCGCUAAUUACACGUGAAUGGGUAAACGUUUUCCUGUUGUCGUGUUGAUAUUUCUCGAUGUAUAAUCGGUAGUUACUGUCUCAACAGCGAAAUUGUCCGAGAAGUCGCCCCGCCGCCGCCGCCGCCGCCGCGGAGCCGGGAAAAGGGAGAAAAACGCACACGCGUGAGAGUAAUAUCAUUCCGCACGUCGGACAUUAGAAACGAAGAAGCGAGUGAGAAAAGAGGAAAAGUAAGAAAGACACGAGGGUGAGACAGACGCAGAGUCGGGAGAGACGAUGGAGCAGCGAGAACGUCCGGACGGCGACUCCUAAACCGCCAAUCCUUCUUGAGAACGGAAGCGAGAGAAUGUAACUUGUGUGAUUGAAGCCUCGCUCUAACCCAUUGCCGAUAUUCAUUUCCGUUUGCUUGACCGCAACGUGCGCAGGACGUAGAGAGAAAGAGAGAGAGAGGAAGAAAGAAAAAGAGCAAGCCGUCUGCUUCACAUCCUGGCACGUCUACGUCCUGCGUUUUGCGUCUGCAAACGGGGCCUCGGGGUCGAGACGAGACGAAAUGAGAUACGAAAGAAUAAGAUACGAGCGACAAGGAAUAUGUGACAUGUGUCGAUAACGGAACGGGAGCAACCGGUCGGCGGGGAAGAUCCGAGCGAACGAGAGAAAUUCCAUGAAAUCACAUGGACAAAACAUCGUGCUUAGUUGCAGAGAUAAAGUGAAGAUAAGAAGAUACAGCGCGUUGCGUUCAGCGGCACGCAAUCGCUUCGUAGCGAGCGUUUAGCAAUAACCCGCUGAAAUGUGACCUGAACAAAAUAGCGGCAACACAUCUAUCGGCGAGCUGAGGAUACGCCGUGUACUAAGCGUGACCUUUGAAGUGACAAAUUCAAUUAAUUCAGUCAGCAGAGUUGCCAAUAUGGAAGACAAGAUAUAAUUUGUUAUUGAAACAUGCGACAAUAUUAUCUUGUUCUUUUUUUAGAACUUGUGUUUCAAGUUGCUAUUAGAGUCAAGUAUUUGUCUUAUUUUGUCCUUACUUUUUUGUCUGAUCUUAAUAUCUGUAUGAUUUCCUCAGAUGAAAAAUUGUACAAACAGAAACUGCUGACAAUCACGUCUGUUAAUUGUCGAUUAGUUGAAUCAGAGUUUAGUGAAUGUCAUCCUUGUGCUCAUUUCUGCCCAGCGUUGAUUAAACCUUAGCCUGAAUUUCAGUCCUUGUCUGAACAGAGUGUAGACUAAGAUUAAGGUUUAAUCGACGCUGGCAGAGACGAGCAUUAGUCGAAUAAUCGUUUGUUUAAGCAUGUGUGUUGGCAUAACGACAUCAGCUCGAGAGAGCGCCCGGCAGAAUGUUUCAACAGCUCGCUGGGAAUGCGUCGCAUCGCUAAUCGCUCACGAAGCGCUUCGUCCGGCUGAAUGCGGCCUUGAAUGUAUUCUGAAUAACAGCGAGUCGGACUCGCGUUUAUUUCUUGUCGCCUGUAUGUUAUCCUUACAUUUCGUCGCGAAGAGAGAGACCCAAGGCCGAAGAGUCACAUGUUGAAGGGUGCGGACAGGUACCUCCUCCCCAUCCUUCCUACCUCCCUUCCUUUCCGGAGAGUUCUCGAUGAACGUUCAACGAGGGCUGGCUGGCCGGGACUGAGCGGAUGUAUGUGUAUGCACGAAAAAAGAACUCCAGUUUGGGUAAUUGAAUGAAGACCAGACGAAAAAUUCGCCAACGAGAAUUAAAGCUCUGUUGACGCAACUCAGAACAAUUGGCUAAGUAGAAACCUCCUGCAAAAAUCUCAGUUUCUACAACAAAGUUUUUUAUCUGGUCCCCGAGCAACAGAAAAUUCAGUUAUACUAACGGAGUUGUUUUGUUUGUGUGUCAUAUUGUGUGUGUGUGCGCUAGUGUGUGUUGAGAGGUGGUAGGAUAUGAAGGAUGCAUCACGCGUCGGAGGAUAGUGUUAUCGUCGAUCUCGACCUCGCGCAGUGAGCUCUCUUCGAAUGUACACGGUGAAAACAAUUUCGUUAGUGUAGCUGAGUUUUCUGUUACCUGACGACCAGACGAGAAACUCGAUUGUAGGACCAGAAAGAUCGCUGUAGGAGGUUUCUACUCAGCCAAUUGUUCUCAUCUCAAUCAAGAUUUUAACGCAACUGAAUGCUCAGGUAAAUCUCAGUCACGAUAACAGAGAUAUGAUUCCUUAUCAGCGAGUUUUUCGUCUGGUCCCUGUUCAGUUACACGAACUAAAAUUCUUUCGCCAUGUAUCAUUCUCCUGCUCCUCUCUUUUCAUCUCAUCCCAUCCUCUCUCGAGGCUACUCUUGUUUUCCCCACAUUAUCGUCCUGCACCUUCGGCUCUCUUUCCUCUUGAGUUGACUUCUUUCCGAACAAGUUUUCCCCGAUCCUCUGAACCUCCUCUUCCUCCUCCUCCUCUUUCUUCCUCUAUCUUUCCUGUCGAUCCACACCAGUCGUCUCUCUGAUUCCGACCCCUUGAAUCUUAACAUCUUGUGUUCUUUUCAUUUUUUUCUGGAUAUUAUGAAUUUUCCAAAAUAAACGUUAUGUUUUUUUAAUAACA